Messenger RNA from Danio aesculapii, 1161 nucleotides. Its product is annotated as obscurin-like. Lineage: Eukaryota; Metazoa; Chordata; Actinopteri; Cypriniformes; Danionidae. Gene Ontology annotation, biological process: cell surface receptor signaling pathway. The transcript is spliced from 7 exons. The coding region runs from base 1 to 1161 and encodes 386 amino acids. The record is from RefSeq and is a predicted model, not a curated record. Gene Ontology annotation, molecular function: transmembrane signaling receptor activity.
AUGUGUUCUCCUGGGAAGAAGGGGACAUGGGGCUGGAAGAUUCCUCUUAUAUCAGCCUGCACAUCGCACCCCUCUAGUCGGUCCAGCGCGCUGAUCUCCAUCCUGGAUUCUGGAUUCACUCAAGCUUUACCCAGAUCUACAGUGACUGUGACACCAGACAGUGCUGUAUUCACUGGAGAGACAGUCAAUCUGAAAUGUGUGAUUGAGUCUGAUCACAGCUUCUGGACAUAUGAGUGGUAUAAUGACAGAAACUGUGCAAAUUUACAGUCUGAUGGUCAUUACACUGUAAACAGAGACACUCUCACUAUCAGAGGAGCUGCUGAGUCUGAUCAGGGUCAGUACUGGUGUAGAGGACUCCUAGGAUCAGUCUCAACACAAUCAUGUGCUGUUUAUCUCUCAGUGAAGGAGAGACCAAAGCCUGUAGUGAAGGUGAGACCAGAUCAGCGAGUGUUUAUUGGAGAGACAGUCACUCUCAAAUGUGACAUACAGACAGGAGGAAACAUUGAGUGGAUCAAAUACAGCUGGAUUAAAGAUGGAGACACUCAAAAACCAUACAGAACAACAUCAGCAGCAGAGUUGAGUUUCAGAGCUGAUUCUGUGUCUGUCAGUGGUCAAUACAGCUGUCGAGGAGAGAGAUCAGACUCACAGAGAUCAGACAUCAGUGCUGCUGUUACUCUGACUGUAUCAGAGAGACCAAAGCCUGUAGUGAAGGUGAGACCAGAUCAGCGAGUGUUUAUUGGAGAGACAGUCACUCUCAAAUGUGACAUACAGACAGGAGGAAACAUUGAGUGGAUCAAAUACAGCUGGAUUAAAGAUGGAGACACUCAAAAACCAUACAGAACAACAUCAGCAGCAGAGUUGAGUUUCAGAGCUGAUUCUGUGUCUGUCAGUGGUCAAUACAGCUGUCGAGGAGAGAGAUCAGACUCACAGAGAUCAGACAUCAGUGCUGCUGUUACUCUGACUGUAUCAGCUUUACCCAGAUCUACAGUGACUGUGACACCAGACAGUGCUGUAUUCACUGGAGAGACAGUCAAUCUGAAGUGUGUGAUUGAGUCUGGUCACAGAGACUGGACAUAUGAGUGGGUCAGUACUGGUGUAGAGGACGGAGAUCAGGAAGACCAAACUCAUCACAAUCAAGCUCUGCUGUUUAUCUCUCAGUGA